CUACUGCUGCAGGUCUCGGUCUCGGUCUCGGUGUGUGCAGCAGUAGCAAUAAGCAGCACUAACAGUGACAGUAACAGUAGUGCCAGUAUCGGUGAGAUGAAGACGAGCAGCGCUCUGUAGCCGCACUGACACCGAGCGGACCGGGCCGGACCGUUCGAGGCAUGAAGAACCAGCCGCCACACACACUCUGCUGCUGCUGUUAGGCGGGUGGAAUCGGUCCGCGAUGUCCAAGAGCCUGAAGAAGAAGAACCACUGGACAAACAAAGUCCACGAAGCUGUGCUGAGCCGCAACAAGGAGGGCGAGCUGGGCUUCGAGCUGCGCGGCGGAGCCGAGAACGGGAAUUUUCCUUACUUCGGCGAGGUGAAGCAGGCAAAGCUGGUCAUCCAGAGCGGCAAGCUGUGUCCAGACGAGCUGCUGCUGGAGGUGAACGACACGCCGGUGGCGGGCCUCACCACCCGGGACGUGCUGGCCGUCAUCAAGCACUGCAAGGACCCGUUCCGUCUCAAGUGCGUGAAACAAGGUGGUGUUGUAGAUAAAGACCUCCGACAUUACCUUAACCUGCGGUUCCAGAAAGGAUCGGUGGACCACGAGCUUCAGCAGAUCAUACGGGAUAACCUGUACCUGCGCACUGUACCCUGUACCACGCGGCAGCCAAAAGAAGGUGAAGUGCCGGGUGUGGACUACAACUUUGUGAGCGUUGACCGGUUUAUGGAAUUAGAGAAAAGUGGGGCCUUACUAGAGAGUGGAACAUAUGAAGAUAACUUCUAUGGCACCCCCAAGCCCCCGGCAGAGCCCACGCACAUGCUGUUUAAUGUGACUGACCAGCUGCUGCCAGGUGCCCGGCCCAGUGCUGAAGGAAAAAGGAAGAGGAACAAGUCAGUGAGCAACAUGGAGAAGGACAGCAUUGAACCACCUGAGGAAGAAGAGGAGGAAAGUCCCAUCGUGAACGGCAACGGCAUCGCUAUCACACCGGAGUCGAGCGAGCAUGAAGACAAGAGCACUGACGCAUCAGGUGAAGUGCCUCCUCCGUCAUGUCCACCAGAGACGCCCACCCUGAUGGGCACGGACGCCCCCGAGGAGGAACAGGAUGCCCCCAAAUUCCUGGUGGACUCACAGAGCAACGACGAUCUCGGCCCGCUCCCCGACAACUGGGAGAUGGCUUACACAGAGAAAGGAGAGGUCUACUUUAUCGAUCACAACACCAAAACUACAUCAUGGCUCGAUCCUCGAUUAGCCAAAAAAGCGAAACCACCAGAGGAAUGUGAGGAUGAUGAGCUACCGUAUGGCUGGGAAAAAAUAGACGAUCCUAUAUAUGGCAGUUACUAUGUCGACCAUAUCAACAGAAGAACACAGUUUGAAAACCCUGUCUUGGAGGCCAAGAGGAGAAUCCAACAGCAGCAGCAGAUGCAGAGCCAAGGAUUAUCAUCACUGCCUCUGCCCACUAUCUACAGAGAAAAACCUCUAUUCACACGAGACGCCACCCAGCUCAAGGGAACGUUCCUGUCCACGGCUUUGCAAAAGAGCAACAUGGGCUUUGGUUUCACCAUCAUCGGGGGAGACGAGCCGGAUGAGUUCCUGCAAGUAAAGAGCGUCAUUCCUGAAGGCCCGGCUGCACAGGAUGGAAAGAUGGCAACCGGUGAUGUCAUUGUCUACAUCAACGACAUCUGUGUUUUGGGCACAACUCAUGCAGACGUGGUGAAGCUCUUCCAAUCGGUUCCCAUUGGCCAAAGCGUGACCCUAGUGCUUUGCCGAGGUUACCCGCUACCGUAUGACCCGGAGGAGCCUUCGGCCAGCACGACGGUGCCCCCUCUGGGACUGGUGGACCAUCCACUCUUGCUCAAUGGACGCAGUACCUAUGAUAACUACAUGGAAUACAUGUCACUGACUGGGCGUCUGCUUCCUGAGCACGGGGACGCUCUGUCUCAGGUGUCUCACCCUGGGGAUACGCAUCUGGAUGGAUCACAGCCGCCAUCACUGUCCACACCGGGGCCGCCUCACGAUGACGCAGUGUCUAUGGCCUCGUCGUCUGGAGCGAUAGCCAGCGCUCAUGUCGCCCAAGAGAUACUGAGUCUCUCCAUGACCAAAGGAACUGAGGGUUUCGGCUUCACCAUCGCUGACAGUCCUACAGGCCAGAAGGUGAAACAGGUUUUGGAGCCGCAGGGAUGUCCGGGUCUGUGUGAAGGAGAUCUGAUAGUGGAGAUUAACCAGCAAGGCAUGCAGGGCCUCAACCACUCACAGGUGGUACAGAUCCUGAAGGACUGCGCUGUGGGUACCGAAGCCACCCUCAUCAUCCAGAGAAGUGGGGGAGUAGGGCAUUUCUCUCACUGGGAUGGGGCCAAACAGUGGGACCCACAGGGAAGUCCUCAAACAGGCCUGUCAGCCACCGGCCUCCCCCACACCACCCCUCAUGUUGGCCAGACGCACCACUGCACAUCAGCACCUGACACAGAAGGAGCCCACCUCAGCAAACCCGACCCCUAUGACCUGUAUGAAAAGUCUCGAGCUCUAUAUGAGAGCAGGCGCGGGGAGUACCAGGAAGUGGAGGUUCACCUUCUGAGAGAGAAGACCGGCUUUGGCUUCCGCAUCCUGGGAGGAGACGAAGCGGUGCAGGCAAUCGUAAUUGGAGCCAUCAUAGAGAACAGUCCAGCAGAGCGGGACGGUCGGCUGCGUCCCGGAGACGAGUUGGUGUCUGUGGACAGGAUGCCCGUGGGAGGUCGGCCGCACAGCUACGUCAUCGACCUCAUGCAUGCGGCGGCACGCAACGGCCAGGUCACCCUCACUGUGAAACGAAGGGUUCUGCCUCUGCCUGCCUGCUCUCAUCCUGUUCUUCAGUGGUCAAGACCCCCACAGGACCACCACAGAGCAGGUCAAACCUGUGGAGAGAAUGAAGCAGCAGCCAAUCAUAACAGCUCCCCUCGAGGCUGCACCGUGUGUCCAGUCAACCUGCCGCCCACCACCGAUGUAGUCAUUCACCGAAAAGAGACGGAAGGCUUUGGCUUCGUCAUCAUCAGCUCCCUAAACCGGCCGGAGAACACCGCCACAAUCUCUGUGCCACACAAGAUCGGGCGCAUCAUAGAGGGCAGUCCUGCUGACCGCUGUGGGAAGCUGAAGGUCGGCGAUCGCAUCAUGGCUGUCAACAACCAGUCAAUUAUCAACAUGCCUCAUGCUGACAUUGUGAAGCUAAUCAAAGAUGCAGGACUGACCGUUACUCUGCACAUCAUCCCUGAGGAAGACGUAAACGGCGCCCACUCAGGCCCCACCUCUGAGAAGCAGAGCCCCCUGGUGGCUCAGAAGCAAGGCCCACAAACUCAGCCAAGCUCAGCAUCCCAGCAGAGUGGCGGUGUGGCUAAUCCGAGUCCUCCCGCCCCCCACCCCAGCCCAGCAACCACCCAGUCCAGCCCCCAGCAUACAGAACUGAACCCUGCGAUAGUCCCUAGCAGCACGUGCGUCACUCAGCCGAAUCCAGCUGUGAGUCACCCCAGCAUCGAAACAGUGCACUCAGGCCCGAUUGGGACUCUGACGGGGACGUCAAUAGAUCCGAGCAUCCCGACUGUUCAAGGCAUUCCAGUUGUUGCGGGCGUUCCUGUUGUUCAGGGCAUUUCCAUGGUUGGGGGCGUCCCGGGUGUUCAGCUCAGCACUAUAGGAGGGGUGCCGGUCGCAGUUGCACCUCAGCUCUACCUUCACGACAGCAGGUCGGAGGUAAAAGCCAGACAGGAUGUUAAACCAGACAUCUGCCAACCACCGUACACGGACUACAGACAGCCUCCAGUGGACUACAGACAUCCACCUGUGGCGGAUUACAGACAGCCUCCCACUAUGGACUACAGGCAUCCUCCCCCACUCAUUGAUUACAGACAGCAUUCCAUCUCUGAUUACAGACCACAGGACUACGACUACUUCACAGUAGAGCUUGAGAAGAGCGUAAAGGGCUUCGGGUUCAGCAUCAGAGGAGGGAGGGAGUACAAGAUGGACCUGUUUGUUCUGCGUUUGGCCGAGGAUGGCCCAGCGAUCCGUAACGGCAGGAUGAGGGUGGGCGAUCAAAUUAUUGAGAUAAAUGGGGAGAGCACGCGGGACAUGAGUCAUGCUCGUGCCAUUGAGCUGAUCAAGGCAGGGGGCCGACGGGUGCGUCUGCUGCUCAAACGAGGCACAGGGCAGGUGCCUGAAUAUGGAAUGGUACCUUCCAACCUUUCCAUGUGCAUGAAAAGCGACACUCUUGCCUCUCCCUAUUUCUUUAUAAUGGGACACUCUAAAGAAACGGCGGUUCCACCUCCUGGAGUUCUUACCCUCCAGCCCCCUCUGCCUUGCCGGAAGUAGCGUGGCCCCACUAGUCGAAUUGUGCCCUUCACCACCGCCUUUCAUCUUACCCAGCCCUGCUCCAUGGACUCGCUCCUCUCCCCCAUCUCUCACACAGGCACUGCAUGAUGGGACCUGGACCAGACAUGGUGCUCCCUGGAGGCCAGCUAAUCUCAGUGCCACCAGCUUUAUGGAGAUAUAAAGAAGGGGUGGCAGGUCCAUCCAGAAAAAGCUGUGUAGGAAAAUGCAACAGAACUAGACAUAAAGAGAGCAAGAGUCUGGCAUAAAGACCAAGGAUUGAGUCCUGACAGUCAUGGAUGAACAGAUUCAGGCUUUUUUUCAUGGGAAGAUAAACAAUGAGGGGCUGCCAGGCUGGAUUUAACUACAGCCCAGAAGCUUGGCUUGCACAGACACACUACAGGAUCCAGAGAUGUUGUCCAAGUAGACCAGACUGGACUUGUGAAAGUCUGCCCCCCCCCUGCUGAAUGGAUCCUCAUUCACUCUGCUCCCACUAUUGAAGAUAAAGGGGAGAAAUCCUGCCCUGUUACAUGGUUAAUUAUGUAGAGUUUGUUUAUUUUUUGGAAUCAUUUGGAGUGCUUCUUUUAGGCAUUUGGCCACUGAAUACCAGGGGCAGGCAGUAAAAAAUAAGAUAUCUAUUUGUAGCAUGAAGGGUGGUUUCAAGGCCAUCAGGAAUUCAUCAGUAUUGUGUUUCAUUUGUCUGUGUGAGUUUACCAUAGACCUGAAAAAAAAUGUUGGUGAAAAAUGAGGCAAAAAGAACCAGUGCAUUUAAUUUUAUUAAAGGAUAGUGAAGGAAAUCUGUUAAGAGCAUAAUUUUAUAAAUUAUCAUGAACAAAACAAAAACAUGAAACCAUUCAAAUCAUUUAAAGAAACAUAUCAGUCAGCAGCGCAAUCAUAGACUUGAACCUCCAACCAAUGUGAUAGAGUAUCUCUGAUGCUAUGGAACAUAUGGUACUAAAUUCUAAUAACAUUAAAUGCAGUUCAUUUACAACAGCAGGAUUUUCUUGUUGUUAUCUACGGUUCUAUAAUAACUGUGGACUGUACUGGGCCAGACCUGCCUACCACUUUUCCUGCAGGACGCCUCAAUGCCUCAGUAUGUCAUUCCAGCCUCAUUUGUUCCUGUACUGUGCUUCAUGAACCACACCACUGUGGGGCCGGGGCCCCGUCCCAAACCUUUAAUCGGCCCUCCCUAGUCUCCCUUUGCCUCCAGGCUACCUGACUUGAAGGGACCAUAAGGCAGUGCGGAUGGAUGGUGGAGGCUGUGCAGUUGGAUUACAUUUAGACAAUGGCAAAGCUUUGAGAGAUUUGAAGUGCAUUAUGUGAGACUAUGGGAUUCAGUCCAGAGGGUUUGCUCACCUAUAGAAGAAGGAAUAAAAUGAUGUGAGCCUCAAAGUAUUUAAGCACCAGCAGAGCCUGUAUAGCACGGAGGAGUGGGGCUCAGUUGUAGGGACAGAGUGCCUUACUGGCAGGAAUGGGUACAGCAUGAAAUGAUGUCCAUCAAGGUAACUUUAAAUGCAUCCUUUUGGGACUGAACAGUUCGGAGUUUUAUUCUUCUCAGUAUUUUAUUAAACCAGCAGCCGUAGAACAUAUAAGCAGCUGCAGAGGAUAAACGGUAAAUUAGCCCUUCCAGAACCUACGAAUAAGUGGUACACAUUCAGUAUUACUUAGGAGAUUUACUUUUUUAGAACAAUGUAAACAGCAAACAAAGCAUUAUAUCAGGAUUUGGCUACUUUUAUAAAUAGUAAAGAAAUCUGAUA
Trichomycterus rosablanca is the source of this 6069-nucleotide messenger RNA. It is a transcript of the gene magi2b, whose product is annotated as membrane associated guanylate kinase, WW and PDZ domain containing 2b. Gene Ontology annotation, molecular function: signaling receptor complex adaptor activity; SMAD binding; beta-1 adrenergic receptor binding. Gene Ontology annotation, biological process: signal transduction; receptor clustering. The record is from RefSeq and is a predicted model, not a curated record. NCBI's taxonomy places the organism in Eukaryota, Metazoa, Chordata, Actinopteri, Siluriformes, Trichomycteridae. The coding region runs from base 224 to 4315 and encodes 1363 amino acids. The transcript has 24 exons. Gene Ontology annotation, cellular component: cell-cell junction; cytoplasm; dendrite.